Molecule: messenger RNA, 8179 nt
Organism: Caenorhabditis auriculariae
Lineage: Eukaryota; Metazoa; Nematoda; Chromadorea; Rhabditida; Rhabditidae
Source: the annotation of a GenBank genome assembly
AUGAGUCACGGCUCAACCAGCUCCGGAAGCCUGUUCAAAGACGGCGCAAUCGAUCUGAUAGCUGGCACCCUAGGUUGGUACCAUAGAACAGGUUUCAGAGGCACAAAGUGUUCUUCUUCCGAACUUUGUCAGAAACAUGUAUAUCCAUAGUGUGAAAUAAUACAUUUGAAAUACGUGGAAAGUUAUAGCUUUGGUUUUUUUACGCAAAAAAAAAAAGGAAAACCGACUUUCGGUUUUUGUUCCUAUUUGCCUUAAUUCCUUUAUUGUCAGGUGGCGUGGCGAACGUGUACGCCGGCCAACCUCUGGACACAGUCAAAGUAAAAGUUCAAACGUUUCCGCACCUCUACAACAACUGGGUGACAUGUCUCAAAGACACCUACCGACUCGACGGCGUCAGAGGACUUUAUGCAGGUGUCCUUCUCAGUUGAAAGCGUUACGAAUCGCCAGUUUAGUUCAUUGAAACGUAAAACUUUCUCGAUUUAUCUAAUCGAAAAGUUUCGCAGAUCUAUCUAAUUUCUUUGAUGCUCCUCCUAAUUUCUUUGAUCAAAUUGGUAAGAGAUCAUCAAUGUGAACCAUAAGUAUAGUUUUUUCGUAUGUGUGGCUCAUCAUUUUUUAAUGUACCUUUUGGAGGGACUCUUCCUGCGUUGGCCGCUAACGUCGCGGAAAACGCCGUUCUUUUCACUGCCUAUGGUUACUGUCAAAAAGUUUUUUCGUUCUAUAAAACGAAGCAAAAUUCUUUCUCCAGUUGGUUGGAGUAGCUGCCGGCCGGUCGGACGUCUCGAAUAUGACGCCCUUAGAAAACGCCUUCUCAGGCUCUCUGGCGGCGGUUUUUGCAGCGGCUGUGCUCUGCCCUACAGAACUCGUCAAGUGUCGCUUGCAAGCAGCUAGGGAGAUGAAACAGAAGUGGUGGGUUGGAUGGUCGUUGCUUGACCAUUUAAUGAGAAAUUGUGGUUAAGCACACCGGCAUCUGUUUGUCGGGACAUGUACCGGGAAAAAGGCCUCCGAGGUUUUUUCGUUGGAAUGACGCCCACUUUGGCUCGUGAGGUUUUUACAUUGGAUGCUUCUGUUCAUUUUUUUUGAGGUCACUUUUCAUUUUAAAGGUUCCCGGGUAUUUUUGUUUCUUUGGCGCCUACGAGACGUGUAGAUACCUAUUGGCAAGCGAAGAUCAAAGCAAGGAAGAAAUAGGUUAGUUUUUUGAGGUCUUUUUCGCUAUUUAAUUAUUUUCAGGCCUUUUCAAGACGGCUUUGUCCGGCUCGGUAGGUGGAAUGGCUUUAUGGACAUCAAUCUUUCCCGCCGACGUUGUAAAGUCGCGGAUGCAAGUGUCCGGUGGCGGCUCUUUUGGCCGUAUUAUUGUAGAAAUAGUCAGAAACGAAGGUUAGCUUUUUUUUUGAGUUUAAGGGAAUUCAUCAACUCUAAAAAAAAUUUUCUCACUUUUUUUUCAAAGAAAUAAGUUGAGAAAUAAGAUUUAAGUAGGCGGAGAGGAAAAAGUUUAAAAAAAUUUUUCUUAUGAUUGCUUUUGUUUCUGUAGUUCGACAUUUUUCAUUUGAGGUCUUCGCGGUUUGUACAAAGGCCUGCUGCCCACAAAUAUUCGAACCUGUUUUGCCUCUGGAUGUCUGUUUGUGGCCUAUGAAGAGUCGCGCAAGUUUAUGCACAUGAUAUUCUAAACAUCCGUCUCCGUAUUGCUGAUUUCGUUAGGUUCUUCUCUCUUCCGAGCCAUAGCUUUCAUUGUGCCUUGUUGUUUUGUUCGCAAAUUGUCAGGUUUCAGUUUCCAGAAAGUUAUAAACGUUUUUUCUUUUUUCGAAUAUGAUGUUCAACAAAUUUCGCGUUCAUCGCUGGAGUACUGUAAAACUUUUGAAUAUUUGUUCGAAUGGAGUGUAUUUCAUUUGUUUAAAUUGAAGGUAGUGAUAGGGUUGUGUAUGUUAGCCGCCUUCCAGAAGAACUUCUCGAACAGAUACUCUUUUUUUCUGAUCAGCCGCGUUUUCAGUUCAAGCGUCAAGCCGGAGUUUUUCAAGGUAAAACAUGUUAUAACCUUCUCAGACAUGGCAUCGCGAAACGGAAUGCUCCGGACGUUUCUGGGCAAUCCUAAGGAUCACUUAAAAGGGCUGAAGCUACUAAAAAUGGCCACUAAUAAUGCCCAGAAACGUCCGGAGCACGUCUGUUCUGCGUUAGCAAUGUCUUUUUUUUCUUCGAAGUGUAUAAAUGAUGAGACCUAGAAUGUAGUUUAUGAAGGAAGUGAACUUUGUCAAGAGAAUAGUUUAUUUUUAAAAAUCCUCUACAAUGAAAUCCGCCACCGAUCAAUUGGAAAGAAAGUUACUCAUAUUUUAAUUUUUUUUUAAAUCUGUUUGGUCCUGGUCCUUUUUUGCAGGCAAUAAAUCCUCUUCUUUAAAAGUUACGCGCGAAAGUUUAAUUUAAAACAAACGUAUCACGCCACUACUGAAACUAGCGUCACUGCCCGUUUUUUACGGCUUGCUCUGAACUCAUUCCGUGUUCAAAGUAAUUUACCGAAUUUCGAAAUGAUCUAUAAUCGCUGAAUCUAAAAAGUUUUUGCUGUUUUCUUUACACUCUAUAACGAUCAUUUCUAUUUUUCCAAGAUCAUAUCGAACGUGUAUAGUGCAAAGAUGCGUGAACCUCUACUUUUUACACUGUGAGUGAACAGAACUUUUUUUCAAUUUCAUGCAAGCAAAAUUUCACCGAAAUUGGUUUUCAGGUGAAAAUAGGAAUAGAAAACUUGCUAUUAUAAAACUUAUAAGACUGCUUCUGCGAAUAAAGUUUGUUAGUUUUUUGCUAAAAAAAGCCAUAUCAACGUCAUUUUUAAUUCAUUUCAGCUCGUUUCUAAAUCAAGUGCUUUAUAUAUACCUUAUUGUUCACGGUUUGAUUGAAAUGUGAAAAGUCCGUUUUUUUUUCCUUUUGUGAAGCUGUGCAAACAUCAAGUAAACAAAUGUUAGUUUUGCUUGUUUUCUUUUGUUGGAUUUUAACAAAGUUCGAUGUGCAUGUUUUGCUUCUUUCAUUCUUUCGGGAAAACUAGGUCAUUUUUUCGCGCCAGUUAAGGUCAGAGAGAGAGAAUUCCUUUACGGCGUACGCCGCAGUCUCGAUUUUCCUUGUUACUUGAAACGAAAAUAAUGCAGCUUUUUUUUAUCUGCUUUAUUGAAUGUAUACAGUGCGCGUCAUAAGUAUAGCCCCCUCCCCUAAUUUGCACAUUUAUAGAAGUUAGGAAGAAGUUGAGGAUAUCUUGUCAGCGUGCGAUUGUUGAGUGCACGAAAAGAACUUACUCUGCAAAAGAUCUCAAAUGAACUCGAGUCUAUACGGGAACGCGAGCGAAAAACCGCAAAAACACGUCGCGUCAAAAGUAUAGGACCCCCCUCCAAAAAGCUCAUUUUCUUGAUUUUUCUUUUUUGGCUCUGUGAUAAUUCAGAAAAGUUUUAAUUUCUCAUAUUCAUAAAGGUACAUCUUAUCUGCUAAACUAGUUUGAACUAUUCCAGAAAUAGGCGCAUUAGAAAUAUUUCACGAGAAGCGGUUAAAGUUGCUCAUUCCGCGUUUUAGAGGCUACUGAAGCGCUGUCCCACGAUGAAUUUUCACGAAAUUUUGCAGGUUAAUUGCUACACGUCCUCUGCUCAAACUGUGAAAAAAUCAUCUUUGGUUCUGCUUGAUAUGAGGACCGAACGAGGGAAAAACUGAAAAUUACCUUUUUUCGCAAAAUUCUCUGUAGAAAUUGGUCGGCUUUAGAAACUUGAUGGAAAAACAGAGAUACUAGGUUGAAAAAAUUCGGAAGAGUUUUGAAAGUGAUGAGAAGUAGGGGAAAAUGUUUUUGAGCAAAAAUUGAUACGUUUUAUUUUAAAAGCGACCAUUAACGGUCAAAACCUGAAAUUUUUGACUUCUACAGUCACUGCGGAACAUUUGAUGAAGUAUUUGCAACUCAAACAAGUCGCUGCGUUAUAUUGUAUCCAUAUUGAUGUACAGAAGCAAAAAUAGAAAUCAUUCCUCCCAAUUCGGGCAUGAAAAAUCAAGAAAAUGAGCAUUUUGGAGGGGGGUCCUAUACUUUUGACGCGACGUGGUUUUGGGGUUUUUUCGCUCGCGUUUCCGUAUAGACUCAAGUUAAUCCGAUCUUUUGCAGAGUAAGUUCUUUUCGUGCACUCAACAAUCUUACGCUGACAGAAUAUCAUCAUCUUCUUUCUAACUUCUAGAAAUGUGCGAUUUAGGGGGGUUCCUAUACUUAUACCUGCUUUUUACAAAUAAGGAAUCUUUGAAAAAAAGUCAGAUUGCGUCAAUAUUAUGAAAUAGACUAUUGCAACUUCUCGAAAAAAAUUUACAUGGUUAAGUCUUAAUCUUUACGAAAAAAAAAUUCAAGUUCUUAAUAGUUUAUUACUAUAUCUUAUCGACGUCACAUGUCGGUAAAAUGAUAUUACAUUGACGGAUUAAAAAGCUUUUCGAAUACUUUCAAAAUUUAAUAAAUUCAUCCUACAAAAAUUUAUGAAAAAUUUUUAAAACGUAUCAAUUUUUAAAAACUCGUUCAUAGGGGGAGUCGGAGAAUCGAAAAGGGCUUCAAAAAAAUGUUCGUUUUGGGUGACAAAUGCUCCCUUUUUGUUACCUUUUUGCGCCAUUACACCGGCUCUCAUGCACCAUUUCUGCUGCCUCUUCUUCUUCCACCAUUCCUUGAGCUUCAAAAAACCAAAAAAAAAAAAAUGAAAGGCUCUAUAUAUAGAAAAAGAUUCUUUUUGCUGUCUUUCUGCCGCUUUUUGAGCUUUUCCCUUUUAUCGACCAAUCCGCCAUUCCGACAUUGUCCGAGUUUUCUAAUUGAAAAAUUUUUUUUUAAAAGUCAAAAUUUCUAUGAAUUUCAUUGGAAUUUUGACUUUUUAAAACCUUUUUAUUUUUUGAUAAGAAGUUUUUUCAUACGAAUCCCUUUAAAAAGACGCUGUGAAUAUGUUGAACUUUUCACUUUUGGUUAUUGUACUUCGUGUGAAUUUCAGAUCCGUUUUUCACAAAAUUUUAUUUCCAGGUCGAGGUUGUGACGAAUAACCACAGAGUUGGCCGAAAAAAAGUUGUGCAAGAACGAUUUACAAAGCAGUUCCGGCACCGAGUUUCGGAUUAUUUGAAAGCAAUGUCUUGUCCUGAAAUCGAGGAAGUUCUCUUUUUCAAAUUAUUCUUUUAAUUGAUGUUUGUCAGAAAUUGGCGCCACUUCGCGCAGCUGUCAAGGAGUGUGGAGAUUUGGUUAGAGAUCUAAAGGUAUCUAGUUUUCAAAUUUUCCUUUUAACUCAACUCAAAUCCAGGGAAAAGGGGCUGCUAAAAUUGAUAUCGACAAAGCCGUUGUGGAGUUGAAAGCUCGAAAAAAGAAGCUUGAAGAAACGGUGCUUCGUUCAAUUUUUCUGUUAAUAAUUGGGGAAUUCAGGAAAUAGCUCUUGCUCCAAAAGAAGCGUCUUUUGACAGGUUAAAACUUGAAGAUCUUCUGAAGCGUCGUUUCUUCUAUGAUCAAUCAUUCGCGAUUUAUGGUGGAGUAACUGGAUUGUAAGCCCUGGUCCUCUCUUUUUGUCUGUACGCUCAGUUCAGGUAUGACUUUGGGCCGAUGGGAUGUGCCCUCAAGUCGAACAUGCUUCAAGUUUUUGACAGCGUUUCCGAACAGUCGAAAAAAGUUUUUUAAGGAAUGGCGGAAGCAUUUCAUCCUCGAAGAGGGAAUGCUUGAAGUCGACUGCACUUCCUUGACGCCGGAACCUGUGCUGAAGGCGUCAGGCCACGUCGACCGAUUUGCCGACUGGAUGGUGAAGGACACCAAAAACGGCGAAUGCUUCCGCGCCGAUCAUCUUAUCAAAAACAGCGUUGAAAAACUGCUUCAGGCAUAAUUUUAGAAAAGAAACUUUUCAAUUUGUUGCGUUUAGGAUAAAAAGACGAGCUCAGAAACUCGGGAUCAACUGCAGGAUGUACUCGCUAGGUUAGAAGGUUUCGAUGACAAGGAUAUGCACGAGGUAUGAUUCUAAAACCAUGGCCUUAAGAGGGUGAGUAUGAGUUGGCGAAGAUCAUGUGCGGAAUUCGUCUUUUUCUUAAUAGCGCGAAAAAAUGUUUACGAGUAUAUCAUAUUUUCAAAUGUGCUGAUCAAUAAUGUAAUCUUACACAGGUGAUAUCUCGCUUCAACUUCAAGUCUCCCAUUACCGGAAACGAUUUGACUGCUCCUAUCGCAUUCAACUUGAUGUUCCCCACACAAAUUGGGCCUACGGGGGAUUUCAAAGUGAAAAAAAAUCAAUCUCUUUCCUAAAUCUCACUCUUUCAGGCUUUCCUGCGGCCAGAAACAGCACAGGGAAUUUUCGUUAACUUCAAGAGGCUGCUUGAGUUUAACCAGGUUUUGUGAGCUUUACUGAUUGUGAUGAAACGAGAAUUUCAGGGAAAGCUUCCAUUUGCCGCUGCUCAAAUCGGAACUGGCUUCAGGAACGAAAUUUCGCCCCGCCAAGGGCUUAUCAGAGUACGCGAGUUCACCAUGUGUGAAAUUGAGCACUUUGUCGAUCCCGAAGACAAAAAAUUGGCGAAAUUCUCCAAGGUGUGUGGCCUGACAUGAGUUUCGAAUUUCUGAUUUUUGAGGUGGCUAAUGAGCGCCUUACUCUUUUCUCAGCUUGCAACCAAAUGGACGGUCAACCUGCUCAGCAAAUGGCCAUCGGCGAAGCUGUUCAAAAGGUUUUUCAAAAUUUCUAGUUGGAAAAUAGAAUUUUUUCAGAAAGUUGUGGCGAAUGAAACACUCGGAUAUUACAUGGCUAGAUGCCAACAAUACCUUCACAAAGUCGGAAUUGAUCCUCGCCGAAUGCGUUUCAGACAGCAUCUUUCCAAUGAAAUGGCCCACUAUGCUCAGGUUUUUAGCUUUUCAAACUUGACAAGAAAUGAGCUUUUUUUGCGCGAGUAGCGUAGUUCAAAUUUUUCCUCAGCUUAAUUUUACUGAUUUUUUUCUCAGCGUGGAGUUUUAGGACUGUUGGGACGCUGAGAUCUUGACAUCGUAUGGAUGGAUUGAAUGCGUCGGAAACGCGGAUCGCGCUUGUUACGACCUUCAACAACAUUAUAAGGCAACCAAUGUCAAGGUUUUUUUUUCCACGGCUUUCAGCAACGACAAAGGUUUUCAGCUCACUGCCGAGAAAAAAUUGCCGGCUCCGCGUAACGUGAGCGUUGUGGAGCCUCAGCCGAACAUGGCGUUGUUAGGAAAAUCUUUCAAGAAAGACGCCAAGAAGGUUUUGCUCACUUUUGGGAAAACUUUCUACUGCUCUUUUCGUAGAUUCAAGCAGCGCUGUCUUCCCUUCCUGAAGAAGAAGUCGUGGCAAUGAAGAAAGAGCUGCAAGAAAACAAGUUUUAAAUUCUCUUUCAAAUUUUUCAGAUUUUAACUUUUUUAGGAAAUACGAACUAAAAGUGGAUAGCGAGUCGUUCACACUUACACCAGAGACUGUUGCAGUCAAACGUUUCGAGAAAACUGUAAUUUUAUUCUCUUUUCUUUUUUUGAUUCAACUUCCUUCAGGUGCAUGUCGAAGAAAUCACGCCUUCGGUGAUCGAACCAUCCUACGGCAUCGGUCGUAUCAUGUACUCUCUGUUGGAACAUUCGUUCCGUCAACGCGAAGGCGAUGAACAACGCACCGUCAGUUCUACAGUCUUAUUUUUUCUUUUUCUGAUAUCUUUUAGGAUUUUAAGACUACCAAUUAUUAUUGAUUCAUGAAUUCCCUUUUAAGAUAAGCUUUCCGUUUCACGCUUUGUGCUAGUUAUUGUGUUUCAGUUCCUCUCGCUGAAACCUUUGGUGGCACCGAUCAAGUGUUCGGUGCUGCCGAUCUCCGCCAACGAAAAGUUGUCGGUUAUCAUCGAGGCGGUGAAGGAAGAGCUGGCCAAGCACGACAUGAGUUUCAAAGUCGACGACAGCUCUGGAUCGAUCGGCCGCCGCUACGCGAGAACUGACGAAAUCGGAAUUCCUUUUGGCGUGACCGUCGACUUCGAAUCCGAGGCCAAGCCAUGGACAGUGACUCUCCGCCAUGCCGAAUCCAUGGCUCAAGUCAGGCUCGAGGUCGUUAACUUGUGAUAAUAUUGCAUAGCUGUCACUUCUGACCAUGAACUGAACAAAGCAUUUUAGCUUUCGGAACUCGGCCGCGUCGUGUCGGAUUUGGUUAGCAAUCGCCUCACUUGGAGCGAUGUCCAGGAUAAAUACCCGAAAUUCGAAACAAAGGCGGAAUAG